AUGGCUUCCGAGCACAAGACGAAGUUGUCCAAGAAUCUGCUGCGCAUGAAGUUCAUGCAAAGGGGAUUGGACUCAGAAACCAGGAAACAGCUAGAAGAGGAAGAGAAGAAAAUCAUUAGUGAAGAACACUGGUACUUGGAUUUGCCAGAACUUAAAGAGAAAGAGAGUUUCAUAAUAGAAGAGCAGAGUUUUAUGCUAUGUGAAGACCUUCUCUAUGGAAGAAUGUCAUUCAGAGGAUUUAAUCCUGAGGUUGAGAAAUUAAUGCUUCAGAUGAAUGCCAAGAACAAAGCAGAAGACAUUGAAGAUGAAACAGUAGAGCUCGAUGUGUCCGAUGAAGAAAUGGCUAGAAGAUAUGAGACCUUGGUGGGAACAAUUGGAAAAAAGUUUGCCAAGAAAAGAGACCGUGCCAAUUAUGAAGAAGAUGACAAUGGAAACCUGAAACCAAUUAAAGCAAAGAUGAUGUUCUUAAAGCCCCAAGAUUAAAAUGAAUGCCCUAGGAUAUGAUUCCAGGAUGCCCCAUGAAAAUUAUAUUUUGAAACUCAUUCCAGUUGUUUCUCUAUGGUUAUUAGUACUAUAUUGUAUAUUUAUAAAGAAAUGUGUAAUUUUUGGAAACAUGCUGUUUUUGAAACAGAUGUGUGAUGGAUGUUAUACAUCCUUUGCUUAAUAGUAUUCAUCAGGAAUGGGUUUUUAGCCCUUGAUCUUCAAAUGUACAUGUGUACAUGUAUGUCUCCUCAAGAUUUUUUUACCUCAGCCUUUUAAAAUAAAGCUGUCUAGUUACUGACUUGGAUUAACUCAGAUAAAUUAAUAUCAGUGUUUAAAUUGCCUUUAUGUAUAUAUUUUACUUUUAAUUAUUCAUCAGGUUAAGACUAAUUUAUACAUACAAUUUUGAAAACAAAUGUCUUAUGGGAAUUUUCCACUCCAACCUGAAAGUAUUUGUAUUUGCAUGCUGCCAAGUCAUUGUUAGUGUAUGGUAUUAUAGUUAUUUGCUUAAAGCCCUUAAUUAAAAAUAUAUGUAUUCUGAAAUAAAGAUGUUUUCACAUA
This is a messenger RNA of Choloepus didactylus (southern two-toed sloth), 1041 nucleotides long. RefSeq names its product M-phase phosphoprotein 6 (gene MPHOSPH6). The transcript is spliced from 5 exons. Gene Ontology annotation, biological process: maturation of 5.8S rRNA. NCBI's taxonomy places the organism in Eukaryota, Metazoa, Chordata, Mammalia, Pilosa, Megalonychidae. The coding region runs from base 1 to 483 and encodes 160 amino acids. The record is from RefSeq and is a predicted model, not a curated record.